Messenger RNA from Egretta garzetta (little egret), 2028 nucleotides. It is a transcript of the gene RNF126, whose product is annotated as ring finger protein 126. The transcript has 9 exons. Gene Ontology annotation, cellular component: cytoplasm. The coding region runs from base 22 to 918 and encodes 298 amino acids. Gene Ontology annotation, molecular function: ubiquitin protein ligase activity. Gene Ontology annotation, biological process: protein ubiquitination. The record is from RefSeq and is a predicted model, not a curated record. Lineage: Eukaryota; Metazoa; Chordata; Aves; Pelecaniformes; Ardeidae.
GAGGCAGCAGCGCGUGAGCCGAUGCGCUGUGACCACCGAGCGAAGCCCCUGCUUGACUAUAUCUGCCCACGGUGUGAAUCUGGUUUUAUUGAAGAACUUCCCGAAGAGCCAAGGAAUGCUGACAAUGAGACCAGCUCCUCUACGUCAACCGGUGAUCAGAGCAGGCAUCCCUUUGAGAACGUGGAUCAGCACUUAUUCACCUUGCCGCAGGGCUAUGGCCAAUUUGCCUUCGGGAUUUUUGACGACAGCUUUGAGUUUCCGUUCGGGUCCAAUGUGCAGUCAGAAGACAACAGGGAUUCCGAGAACCGGAGGGAGCGAGAGCAUCAGUCUCGGCAUCGAUACGGUGCGCGGCAGCCCCGAGCCCGUCUCGCCACACGCCGUGCCGCUGGCAGGCACGAGGGAGUUCCCACGCUAGAAGGAAUUAUCCAGCAGCUGGUCAAUGGAAUUAUUGCACCUACAACAAUACCAAACCUAGGACUAGGUCCUUGGGGAGUCUUGCAUUCAAAUCCGAUGGACUACGCCUGGGGUGCCAACGGCUUGGAUGCGAUCAUUACACAGUUACUAAAUCAGUUUGAAAACACUGGACCGCCGCCAGCAGACAAAGAAAAGAUCCAGGCCCUCCCCACCAUACAGAUCGCACAGGAACACGUAGACUCUGGGUUAGAGUGUCCUGUGUGUAAAGAAGACUACACGGUCGGUGAAAAUGUCCGACAGUUACCUUGCAAUCACCUCUUCCACAACAGCUGUAUAGUCCCUUGGCUGGAACAGCAUGACACGUGUCCCGUGUGCCGGAAAAGCUUAAGUGGACAAAACACUGCCACAAACCCCCCAGGACUCACGGGGAUGAACUUCUCAUCAUCCUCCUCCUCCUCUUCCUCCAGCUCACCAAGUAACGAAAACUCAUCGAACAACUCCUGAAUCUUAAUCCAACCCUCUAUCCCUGGGGCCCUCUCCAUUGUCCUCCCCCCUCCCCAGCCAAGGAAAGGGGCUUCCAGAGCAGGGUGAGGGGAGGGUAGUGAGGGGGGAGCAGAGCCCCCAGAAUUCCCUCUUGAGUUCUGAAGACACAGAGACUCUGGGUCCUUCAGAGACGAGAAGCCUCAGGUUCUGUGAUGGGGGGGAAAGAGCUCUGUAUUAAUAAAAACACCCGUUUGCCACGUGGACUUGUAACUAUUGCAGUGAGAGGCCGCUGCGCCCCGCGGGUGGGGAACCCGAGGUGCUGGGCUAGUGGCUGUGGUUCCGAGCAGAAAGGUUGUUUGUAUGGUUGUGAAUUUGAGAUUCCUUUCUUUAUCUCUUUUGCUCCUCCUCCCCCCCUGGAUGCUCUCUCUUCUGCUUUGGAGGUUGAAGCCUUUCAAACGGAAGCGUAGCGAUGCUGCCUCCCUCCCUGACCUCCAGCUGGGGAGGGCCGAUAGCGCUCACUGAAAAAAUGAACUCAAGACAGACCCCGUGACCCUUCCCUGCCCGUCUCAAGUCCCCUUUAUUUUUCUUUAUAACCUCCCCCUUCUGAUACUCAACACUGAAAGGGUUUUUAUAAUUUUAAAUUAUUACUGCUGUUAAAUAAAUGGACGUUUCAGCUCAACGAGACGUUAUGCAUGAUUUUGAGGAAAAGGACAGGGUAAGCCCUCCGGAGGCUGCUGCGUGGAGCUGCCCUGCUUCACUGCGAGGCCCCCGGGCUUGUCCGAGCCCUCCUGCGUGCCGAGCCCAGGCCUGCUCUCAGCUCCGGGCACCAGACUCCAUCGUGACCAGCACCCCUACGCGCCCUGCCAGCCUGCCGAUCGCAGAGUGGUUGGCUGCAGGGCUGCAGCUGAAAGCAUCCCGGCCUGGUCUUUUGUAUUUUUUACACCUUCUCCCUGUUGCAGUCUGGCCCUUCUCAGCCUGAGCGGACUUUUCCACUGUGUCAACAUCAGGACUGGGCGUGCAUCAGAGGAAGGACCAGCCAAAUAUCAUUGUGAUUGAAUAAUAUACAGGAAAAACAACAUUUUGGAGAAAAAUGUAUUUCAAAACUACUUAAAAUACAGCUGAUUAAAAAAG